Caenorhabditis angaria is the source of this 4074-nucleotide messenger RNA. The record is from the annotation of a GenBank genome assembly. NCBI's taxonomy places the organism in Eukaryota, Metazoa, Nematoda, Chromadorea, Rhabditida, Rhabditidae.
AUGCCUCCAAUGCCACCAGGUCCAAUGCCGCCAGUUGCAAUUCCACCAGUUGCAAUUCCACCAAUUACAAUUCCACCAGUUACAAUUCCACCAGUUUCAAUUCCGCCAGUUUUAGCUCCACCAGCUCCGCCUGUUGUAGUACCACCAGUUUCAGUUCCACCGGCACCUGUUCCAACUCCUGGUCUUUUUGGUGAGUUAUGCUUUCUGGUAAAAAAUCAAUCCAAUCAUUCUCUACAGAUGCCACUCAGAGAGCCGCGGUAGAUGCUUGUCAAAAACGUUUGAAAGUACUUGGACUUCCACCAGGUCCAAAAAAGAUGGUCAAAAAAGAAACACCAUCGUCACUUGGAUGCCCUACAAAGAUUCAGACAAAUGUAUUUGGUUUGCAAUUGUUAAAAGACACAAUUAUCCACAGUUAUCUUGUGUAUAUCACUGUCGAUUUAUCGCCAACCAAAACAGCCGAAUUCACCAAAAAGGGAAAAGAGGAUUUCAUUGUUCUCGAUCGUCACGAGAAAUGUGUUUCGAUCUUCUACUCUGCCGUUGCAAACAACCCGGAAUUCUUCAAACUUAAUGGCGGAAACACGAUUGUUUAUGAUGGACAGAGUUUGUUGUUCACCACUGUUGAUUUGUUCCCAGGAAUCAAAGACAGAAAGCAGAAACGAAUCGUUUUCGAAGUGAAUGGCGCCAAUAUUGACAACCAAGAUUUGCAUCGAUUGGAAUCUAUCAAAGUCGAAAUUUAUGUUGGUGAUCGUCAUCGCAUCAAUUUCUCGACUGAAUAUUUAUUGACUCGCACUGCUGAUUCUAAUUUGGAGAACAUCGAUCGUUCCUUGUUUCAAUUCAUGGAACUCAUUUUCAAUCAAACGUGCAUCAGAGACUCGUUAGUUAUUUGAAUUUUAGAGUCAUAUGGGCCUAUGCAAAAAAUAUUUUGUAAUAAAAAAACAUAUUUUUCCUAUGCAGAACAACGUCGAAAAAACAAAAUAUACAGUUUAUUAUUUUUGAGUAGAGACAAUGUGAAAUUAAGAGAGUGCAGACAAAAAAAAUUAGUUUUUUUGUAUUUUUGUGCGAAAAAUCAAUUCGUCGGUCUGCACUCUCUCAAUUUCGCAUUGUCUCUACUCAAAAAUAAAUAUUUUGUUUUUUCGACGUUUUUCUGCAUAGGAAAAAUAAGUUUUUUUUUUAUUACAAAAUAUUAUUCUGCAUAGGCCCAAUAUAUUUCAAAAUAUUUCAGAAAACGUUUCGCCUGCUUUGAACACGGAAAAGUCUACAUCCUUAAUCCGCGAGAAAACGGCUUCAGUCCAAAUGAUACGAAAGAAGUUGGAGAUGGAAAAUAUUUGUUGCCCGGUUUGAAGAAGUCAAUCCACUUCGUUGAAGGACCAUUUGGAACAGGACACAAUAAUCCAGCGUUGGUGGUUGAUUCGAUGAAAGCCGCUUUUCACAUUCAUCAAACUGUUGCUGAGAAAAUCGCGUGCAUCAUGAAUCCAGCUGACCGUUUAGAUCGUAAUCGUCAAUCUCAACCACAUCGCCCACCGCCGGCUUACAAUGAUCUUGUUAGAUCUCCGGAAAAGGUUACGGCAAUUAUCAAAGGAUUGGAUGUCUACUCGAAUUACACUGGAAAGAUCCAACAUUUGAGAAUCGAAGGAAUACACUGCGACAAUGCCGAGCGCACCAAAUUUGAUCUUGGAGAUGGUGGAACUACCACAGUUGCCAAAUAUUAUGCUGAUAAAUAUGGGAUUCAUUUGAAGUGAGAAAUGUUUCUGUCAUUUGAAAUCUAAGCUUUCGAUUUUUCAGGUUGUCUCGUCUCAAUUUGCUCAUUUGCAAACAACGAGGAAACAAUAACUUCUUUCCGAUGGAAUUGAUGCAUGUUUCACCAAAUCAACGAGUCACCAUUCCACAACUCACCGCUCAACAAAGUGCUUUGACAACUAGAGAAUGUGCAGUUGUUCCAUUCGAUCGUCAACGACUUGUCAUGGGUGGAAUGACUGCAAUCGGAUUGAUCACUCGUGAAGGAACAAGAAAUGAGUUGUUGCACGAUAUUGGUAUCAAAAUAUUCACCGAUCCACUUCUUAUCAAUGCAAAAUUGUUACCAAAUCAAUCGGUGGUGUAUGGUGCGAAAGCUCCUGCGACAAUCGACCACGGACAUUGGAGAUCGACUGGACAUUAUCAACGAGUUGCACAAACACCAAAAGUUUGGGCCAUUUAUAUUAUAAAUGGCGCAAUGGGCAAUGGGUUCAACGAUGCCGAAGCUCUCAAUUUUGGACAACGAUUUGCUGCUGAAGCUGGAAGGAAAGGCAUCAGAUUUGGAGCUCCGGCUGAAUGUUUGGUCAUAUUGAAGGAUGAAGCCGAGGGUCGUAUUCGAUAUGCGGCUGAACAUAGUUGUGAAUACAUUCUGAUGGUCACGGACAGCAGCAUCACUGAUAUGCACAGUAUGUUCAAAUUGAUGGAACGUGAACUCGGAGUUGUUAUCCAAGAUCUCACUCAUCGAUUGGCCAAUAUGUUUGUACAAGGGAAAAAGGCAUCGAUGGAGAAUGUUAUCAACAAAUUGAAUGUCAAAUUGGGAGGAACCAACUACCAUGUUCAGGAAAAUUCCAUUUCCGAUGAUCAAUUGAUUCUUGGAGUUAGCUCACCAGUGGCUACAUCCUUGAUUUCACAUAUGCGAGACGGAAAAGGACUUUUGAAUCCGAUGUGUAUUGGAGUAAGUUUCACUUUCUUUUUUAAAAAGUAAAUAUGUAAUUACUUGUUUUUAGUAUUCAUCGAAUGUCUACAAUCCGCAAGAAUUCAUUGGUGAUUUCACCUUGACAGAUGCUGCCGGAGAUGUAUGUUUUGAUAAAUCUUUGUCAUGUGAAAAACAAAUAUUUUAAGGCACUUGUGUCGAUGGAGGAAAUCGUUGAAAAUGUGUUGAACGUUUGGACAGAAAAGAGAAAAGAACCACUUCGUCGUCUCAUCAUUUAUAGAGCAGCAUCAUCGGAAGGUGCAUAUGGAUCGAUUUUGGCUUAUGAAGUUCCAUUGAUUCGAAAUGCCAUGAAAGCGAAGGGCUUCGAGGAGACAAAAUUGAUCUAUAUCAUGGUCAACAAAGAUCACAACUUCCGUUUGUUCAAAUCAUUAGACGUGAGUUUUGUUAAUUUUUCACAAAUGAGCUGUUUUCUCGAAAAAUCCGAUUUAUCUCUGACGUAAAAAGUAAAGUAGAGUUAUCGAAAUCAACCGAUUCAUGCGUAAAAAUAAUUUUCAAAUGUUUUGCAGGGUUCAAACUCGAAUGGAAACGGCAAAUCUGAAGCGAUGAGCCGAACCACUUCGACAUCGUCGCCUUGGAAAGACGAUCCAAACAUUCCACCUGGAGUUUUGGUUGACGCCGAAAUAAUUCAUCCGUCGUUCAAACAAUUCUUCCUCAAUUCGCACAGAACUCUCCAAGGAAGCGCGAAAACACCAUUGUACACUGUAUUGGUCGACGAAUUCUACGCUGGAAUGUCGAAAUUGGAGUCGAUGACCUAUGCUUUGUGCUAUCACCAUCAAAUUGUCUCGUUGGUCACAUCGCUUCCAUCUCCAUUAUACGUUGCCAACGAAUAUGCGAAGAGAGGACGUGCUCUUUGGAUUCAAAAGACGUGAGCAGUUUUGGGGAAGGGUGGUUUUUGAACUAUAAAGUGCGUAUGAAAAUUUCCAAUUACUGGAUGUUUUUGUCAUUUUCAUAUUACGAAAAUUUAUGUGUUUUGCAAAAUUUAUGGUAGCUAUAUUUAAAAGCCAAUUGAAAAAAAAUGUCAAAAUAUCCCAGGUGAAAUUUUAGCAUCGAAAACGUAAAUAAAAAACUCAGGAAUUGAAAAUUUGACACCCAUGUGAAUGUUUCGAAAUGAGCAGUUUGUUUAUAGGUUGUUCGAAAAAAAAGUAUCCAAUUUCCCGCAACACUACUAUGUGUUAAUUGGAUUUUUUAUAGUGUCCAUUUUUACCCCCUAUUUUCAUCUCAUUUUUUGCAGCGGAGGAAUUGGACCAGUCAGAACGGACCAUGAUUCGGAUAAUGCUCGUGUCAAGGAAGCGACAAAAGAAUUGUCAUACCGCGAAACCAAAUUCGUCGAUCGACGCGUCAACGCCUAA